AUGGGAUGUUCUUGUGUGUUUUCAGGCAUGGACGGGACAGCCAUUGAAAAUUUUGUCUGUGUAAUUUUUAAUGUCUCCUUCAUGAACUGCACUUGGCAUGUGGGCAGCACUGCUUCAGGAGACACCCAGUAUUACCUGUACUGGAAGUCUUCAAGGAAAGAAGAUUUCACAGGAUGCCAGAAUUACAUCAAAGAUAAUUACGGAAGGCACACGGGAUGUAAGUUCCAAAAUGUAACAAUAGAAAAUAAAAUAGCUGAUUUCCUGGUAAAUGGGUCUAGAAGUGGACAAAACAUUCAGUCAUUUAAGAAGAAGAUUUUUCUGUACAAAAUUGAAAUACUCACUCCUCCAUUAAACAUCACUGUGAACUGUACAGAAGCUUCUCACAGUUGUGAAAUUCGUUGGCAGCCACCUCGCACAAGUCAUGUGAAAAGACACACUUGCUUCAAGUAUGAAAUUGUAAUAGAAAACAAGGUAAGAAAAUCAGUUUCAGUGGAAAAAAACAUUGAAGGAAAUUCCUACAUAUUUGGGAGCUUCAACACAGAGAAAAGAUACAGUGUCAAACUCAGAGCAACGGACAAUGGUUGUUUGGUUAGCCCAAGCUGGGGAGAGUGGAGUACACCUGUAGAGUUUGGAAAAGAACAAUUUGCAUCUGCUUCAUCAUAUAUGUUAUUUCUGAUAGCAGUGCUGGCAGCAAGUCUUGUACUUUUUCUCUUCACAGUAAGCAUUUAUUUGAAGAAAACAUCUGCUACAGUACCACAGCCAAGAGACCCAUUCCGUGAACUCUAUUCAACAGGUUUCCAGACAGAACAUAACCAUCAAAUAAUAAAUCAUGAAACUGAAGAAAUAAUAACCAUUAUUGAAGAAGUGACAUAA
Messenger RNA from Indicator indicator, 873 nucleotides. Its product is annotated as granulocyte-macrophage colony-stimulating factor receptor subunit alpha-like. The transcript is spliced from 8 exons. Gene Ontology annotation, molecular function: cytokine receptor activity; protein binding. Gene Ontology annotation, biological process: cytokine-mediated signaling pathway. The coding region runs from base 1 to 873 and encodes 290 amino acids. Gene Ontology annotation, cellular component: membrane; external side of plasma membrane. The record is from RefSeq and is a predicted model, not a curated record. NCBI's taxonomy places the organism in Eukaryota, Metazoa, Chordata, Aves, Piciformes, Indicatoridae.